UCGUGGCAAAGAUGUUUUCAAAGCCUAUGAGAUGUGUUAAACUGUACCUUGCGAUAUUCAGCACAGAUUAAACACAGUCUCUGCAGUACAAUUAUAAUGAGACAAUGACGGUAAAAUCAAAGUUGGAGUAAAUUCGUCCUGUUUUGGCUUUCUUUUCCGUGCGCAGGAAGUCUGGGAGUGGAUAACUGCAGUGUUGAUUUCCAGCUGACAUCUUUGCUCGGUUGCUCGGUUGAAUAACACAGCAAGCUAGCUCUAAACGAAGGUAGUGGUAAACAAACGUCUUAAAACGCGCAGUUUUAGCUGAUAGCUAUGGCAUAACUACUGUCCAGUUGAUAUACUGCAGUCAGAUAUAACGGGCACUAUGUCAGCGUUGUUGUUGCAGCACCGUGCUGGCCUUUGUAGAAAAUACAUAACAUGUUUAUCGUGGGCACUGUCAAGGCGAAACUCUCACCUAUUAACGAACAAGCCCGUAUUCAGCGAUGGUGUUAAAAAUGGGCUGCACAGAGGCGCAAAUGUCAGAAAGAUGCUUCUUUCUAAAUCAGAGCGGACUCUUGCAAGUCAACCGCAGAAACUCAUUCAGAGUCUUCUCCACAGACCUUUGAGUCCUGGCAUGGUGGGAAUUAGCAAAGAAUUAGUCAGGAGCAACCUGCUGAGAAACCCUGUUGGUUUGGUAAAUCUAUUAGGGGCAAUAAACCUUUUCAGUACAUCUCAAUCUAAACAAGAGAAAAAUAAAGGUAAAGGACCAAAGGGAAAAACUCCUGAGGAAGAUGAAGAGGAGAAGAAACGUCGAGAGCAAGAGGACCAGAUGUACCGGGAGCGCCUGCGAACCCUCUUCAUCAUAGCGCUCAUCAUGAGCCUGCUGAACUCCAUUAACACCAGUGGUGGGAACAUCUCUUGGAAUGACUUUGUCAAUGAGAUGUUGGCCAAGGGAGAGGUGUCACGUGUACAAGUCGUUCCUGAGAGUGACAUUGUAGAAAUCUACCUUCAUCCAGGAGCAGUUAUCUUUGGGAGGCCUAGGCUGGCACUCAUGUACAGAAUGCAGGUUGCCAACAUUGACAAAUUUGAGGAGAAGCUUAGAGCUGCUGAAGAAGAGCUGAAUAUUGACACAAAGGACAGGAUACCGGUGUCAUACAAACGCACUGGAUUCUUUGGGAAUGCAGUGUAUGCUCUGGGGAUGGCUGCUAUUGGUGUGGCUAUUCUCUGGUAUAUAUUUCGACUAGCAGGCAUGGGUGGCAGAGAAGGUGGCUUUAGUGCUUUUAAUCAGCUGAAGAUGGCCAAGUUCACCAUUGUGGAUGGCAAGUCGGGUAAAGGUGUGAGUUUCAGAGAUGUCGCAGGCAUGCAUGAGGCUAAGAUGGAAGUGAAGGAAUUUGUUGACUACCUCAAGAAUCCAGAACGAUACCUCCAGCUGGGAGCCAAAGUUCCCAAGGGUGCAUUGCUCCUUGGGCCUCCGGGCUGCGGGAAGACGCUGCUGGCUAAGGCUGUAGCCACAGAGGCCCAGGUGCCCUUUCUGGCUAUGGCUGGCUCUGAGUUUGUGGAGGUUAUUGGAGGCCUGGGUGCUGCGAGGGUCAGGAGUCUGUUCAAGGAGGCUCGUACCCGAGCUCCUUGCAUCGUCUACAUCGAUGAGAUCGAUGCUGUGGGAAAGAAGCGCUCUACCAACAUGUCAGGUUUCUCCAACACUGAAGAGGAGCAGACCCUCAACCAGCUGCUGGUAGAGAUGGAUGGAAUGGGAACAACAGACCAUGUCAUUGUCCUCGCUUCCACCAACAGAGCAGAUAUCCUGGACAAUGCCCUCAUGAGACCAGGCAGACUGGACAGGCACAUCUUUAUAGAUCUGCCCACACUUCAGGAGAGGAAGGAGAUCUUCGAGCAACACCUGAAGAUCCUGAAGCUCACCCAGCCAGCUAAUUUCUACUCUCUGCGCCUGGCUGAGCUCACCCCAGGUUUCAGCGGUGCAGACAUUGCUAACAUUUGUAACGAAGCUGCUCUGCACGCUGCCAGAGAGGGACACAAAUCCAUCGAUACCUUUAACUUUGAAUAUGCAGUGGAGAGAGUCAUAGCAGGAAGUGUAAAGAAGAGUAAAAUCCUAUGUAAAGAGGAGCAGAGGGUGGUUGCCUUCCAUGAGUCUGGACAUGCCCUAGUGGGAUGGCUACUUGAGCAUACUGAGGCAGUCAUGAAGGUGUCCAUUGCCCCGCGGACUAAUGCAGCCCUGGGAUUUGCCCAGAUCUUACCUCGUGACCAGUACCUGUUCACCAAGGAGCAACUGUUUGAGCGGAUGUGUAUGGCUCUGGGAGGAAGAGCUGCAGAGGCUAUCACCUUUAACAAAGUUACAACAGGAGCUCAGGAUGACUUGCGUAAGGUGACACGUGUGGCCUACUCUAUGGUGAAGCAGUACGGCAUGUGUGACAGUGUUGGACAGGUCUCAUUCCCGGAAACAGAGGAGCAAGGUGCCAUUGGACGUCGUCCUUUCAGCCAGGGCCUGCAGGAGCAGAUGGACCAUGAGGCUAAGAUGCUUAUAGCCCGUGCUUACAGGAACACAGAGAAGCUGCUGCUGGACAACAGAGACAAGCUGACACUGUUGGCCAACGCACUGUUAGAGCGUGAGGUGGUGAACUACGAUGACAUUGAAGCCUUGCUCGGCCCACCACCCCAUGGACCCAAGAAGAUGAUCGUCCCGCAAAGCUGGGUGGAGGCUGAGAGGGACAAGCAAGACACGGGAGAAGACGAACCGCAACCACCUCCGCGCAAACGCAGAGAAGAGGACGUGAAUCCUCAGCUGGUCUGAUCUUCAAAUGUUAGUGUCAAAGUUCUUUUCUAACUGCUGCAUUUUGCAAAGGUCAUCAGGGGCUGGCACUGAGUCACUGACUCACUUUGAAGCUUUAUAUGCCUGAAUGUGAAGUCAUUAAAGUCUCUUAAAACUCUGCAAUCCGUGCAAGCGUUUUGUGCAAAUGAACAUUUGCACUUGUUUUCCAGUUAGCAGAGCCUUUUAGGUAAUCAGAAACAGGCCUAAACAAGCCAGUGCAACUAUGAGAAUGGUUGUUUUGUGAGGAAUUCCAUCAUUUUUCUCACUUACUUGUUGCACAGCCAUAUUAUUAUGACCUGGAAGCAUUACAAACAAGUCUAUUGAAACAGGAUGUCUCAAACUAGCAAAAGCAUUCAGCAAUCAGCAUUUACUUAAUGCUGGAUAAUUUUAUGCAGACAUACUGUAGCGUAUACAGUAUUACUCCAUAUCGAAAAAAGCUGACUUUAGGGGGGAUUUUUUUUUCUUCUUUGUCAGAGAUGCCGUAUACACCAAAUAUAUUUGCAUUCAUUCAGGUGACUCACAUCUACACAAACACACAAAGGUCUGCAUUAUUGUGUUUGGUAUUUAAAUGAGCAACAGGCAAGAAUAAUAACAAUGUGGUAAAUUGUUGUGGACAUUUAUACUUAACCGUGUGCACUUGAGUAAUUGUUUGACCAGGCUGAAACAGAAGUAGUAAAGAACAAAUGAAACAGCUCUCCAUCAAUGAGGAAACCAUUUUACAUUUUGAAAUACCCCAUCUAAGGUUGAAAUAUCAAAGUUUCUGUCAUAUUUGUGAUGAAGCAUCAGAUAUUACACCACACAACUUGGUCUUUCGCUCACCAUGAGACACAUAGACUGAAUUAAUAGAUGGAAUAGGCUGCGCUAGUGUUUUCUUUGGGAAAAGUCUUUGUAUUAAGGGCUGUGUAUUGGUUUGAUUACCACAAAUGAAUAUGAAAUCCCAAAGGAUGGUGUUGCAAAAUAUUUAAAUAAAGUUUUAUUUAAGUAUUACUUGUUGCUCUU
This is a messenger RNA of Toxotes jaculatrix (banded archerfish), 3799 nucleotides long. It is a transcript of the gene spg7, whose product is annotated as SPG7 matrix AAA peptidase subunit, paraplegin. Gene Ontology annotation, biological process: mitochondrial protein processing; protein-containing complex assembly. The coding region runs from base 362 to 2782 and encodes 806 amino acids. NCBI's taxonomy places the organism in Eukaryota, Metazoa, Chordata, Actinopteri, Toxotidae. The record is from RefSeq and is a predicted model, not a curated record. The transcript has 17 exons. Gene Ontology annotation, cellular component: membrane; m-AAA complex. Gene Ontology annotation, molecular function: ATP binding; metalloendopeptidase activity; ATP hydrolysis activity.